AGCUGCUAUAAAAGGCUGAGCAGCUGAGGCUCAGUCGUAGGUUGCUUUCCCGUUAGCUUCGUUAGCAUCGUUAGCAUGGUUAGCAUCAUGUGUCUCCGAGGUCUCCUGCUGGUAUCCGGGCUGUUUCUGAGCAGCUGGGCUCUGACUCCUGAAGAAUGCCAGCCCUUGGUGAUGCCUCUUUCUCUGGCUGACCCCUCCAUGAUGUACAACAGGUCCCACUUCCUGGUGGGUUACUCAGAUAGUGCAGCGUUUGGCGCCAUCCUGAAGCAGAUGGAGAGCUCCUGGUGGAACAUCAGCCCGUCUCCGUCCGACCCCAAGAGGAUCGUUUUAGUCCACGAGGACAAACUGAAUGGUGUCUGCAUGUCAACAACCGCCAACGUAACUAUUGAGAGCGACACAGCCUCAGCGUCAGUUGGGAACGUCUUCUCCACCACCUUCCACCUGCUGCCGGGCUGUGAUGGAUGUCUGGUCCUCAGCAUGAACACCACGGUCAAAGACAUGGACGCCGUGGUCAAGCUGCUGAAGCUCAACAUCACGGUGACAGCGGAGGAGGUCAACCUGCGCUGCGUCUAUCUGUUAGGCAGAGAGGCGACCUUGAAGGACUCAGACUUUGAAGAUUUCAAGAAGCAGGCGAGCUGCCUCGGGUUCUCCGGAGAACCACAGUUCAUCUACGACUCCAAGAACGGAUUCUGCGCUGAAGGCGAGAGCGUUAAGAUUGAACUGAAUUUCGACGGUGAUGAAUAAGUGAAGAUGAGGAAUUAAAGAGAAGUGACUCAAAACAUCAAA
Messenger RNA from Gymnodraco acuticeps, 786 nucleotides. RefSeq lists its product as uncharacterized. The record is from RefSeq and is a predicted model, not a curated record. The transcript is spliced from 6 exons. NCBI's taxonomy places the organism in Eukaryota, Metazoa, Chordata, Actinopteri, Perciformes, Bathydraconidae. Bases 76 to 744 code for a protein of 222 amino acids.